AUUUAGUAACUGACGGGUUAAAAAAAAAUCCGCUGUUGAAUGUUCACGGGCACGCGGAGUAAAAGAAAUCGUAGGACGUUUUAUUCUUCGCUGUGACAGAGAUAAAAAAUAGUGUACACUGCGCAUUCUCACCCUCUCUAAAUACUGGAGAAAAGGUGAGCUGUAGAAAACAAGAGAAGACAAACGAACUGGUCUGUGUUUUCCGGUCUUGUAUCAGCGAUGGCGACCAGCGUGAAGAGGCCGUCCUUGCAGGGUCCUGUCCCGCCCCCCCGUAAGAAGACAAGUCCCAAGCCAGAGUUAACAGAGGAGCUGAAACUGGAGAUCAGGGAGGCCUUUGAGUUGUUUGACACCGAUGGCUCUGGACACAUCGACAUCAAGGAGCUCAAGGUAGCCAUGAGAGCUUUGGGCUUUGAGCCCAAAAAGGAAGAGAUCAAGAAGAUGAUCACUGAGGUGGAUAAGGAUGGCACAGGAAAGAUUUCUUUCGCUGACUUCCUCUCAGUGAUGACGCAGAAGAUGGCAGAAAAAGACUCCAAGGAAGAGAUUCUGAAGGCCUUUCGUCUGUUCGACGAUGAUGAGACGGGGAAGAUCUCCUUCAGAAAUCUAAAGAGAGUUGCCAAGGAGCUGGGAGAGAACCUGACUGAUGAGGAGCUGCAGGAGAUGAUUGAGGAGGCAGACAGAGAUGGAGAUGGGGAGGUCAACCAGCAGGAGUUCCUACGUAUCAUGAAGAAGACCAGUCUGUACUAAGGGAAGUGAUGGGGAGAGAGGGGGUGUUUGCAGAUUCACAUGACAAGCCAUUUAGAUAUCCCAGAUAGCCCCUCAGGGUGGUAGUUGGAAGGAAGAAACUAUUCUGUUUAAGAAUACUGGAGUGCAAUUCAUGCCAAACAAAUAUUUCAGUUUAUUCAGUCUGCUUUGUAUUCUUGUGACAUUACAGAUAUGGCAAGUCUUUCUUUUGGUGUGUGAUUUGUAUGUAGGUGUCUGGUAUGCUGCUUACUUUUUGCCAAAACACUAAUAAAGUCCAUGUCUAAAUCCUUCCUGAACACAGGAAUGACAUGUUCGGAUACGUGCUUUUCUACUCAUCUGUUACCUAGCUAUAUCUUCUCAGAACUUAGGUUAUUUAGUAAAAUAAUGUUUCUACUGCCUAGAAAGAAUAUUGUAUUAGCCUAUGCAACUGAGAUGUCCAGUGCCAUAUUAGAAACCCAGUAAACUGGAUCCUUAUCUAAAUUGAAGUAAUCUAGGCUCCUAUACAGCAUAUUCAAAAAGGCAGUAUGUCUGUACUCAUUGGAUUCCGGUGUGACUGGUGCAAAAUUCUGUAUUUUUCAGUAAUGCUUCCCCCAUGUCUAUGUGCCUGUGCUUCCUCGCCUGUGCUUCCUCUAGACAAUCAUUGGUUUCAGGGAGGCUAUUAAAGCUUUCUACACCCCAAGCCCCUUUCUGACCCCACCUUCCCAACCUCUAAAAUUCACAUUUACUCAACAAAUGUGAAUCUAAUCUUACAAAAAAAUCUUGUAUUUUUCGUAUGCCUAGUUGUUUCUUUUGUAUAUCCUGUUUUCUUCUUGUACUGAAUGUUUUAUACAUAUGGAUUGCAUGUGCAGAUAUCAUUGUAUAGUGUAUCAAUAUGCCAUUAAAUACCUUUAAGCAUUUUC
Molecule: messenger RNA, 1640 nt
Organism: Osmerus eperlanus (European smelt)
Lineage: Eukaryota; Metazoa; Chordata; Actinopteri; Osmeriformes; Osmeridae
Gene: cetn2
Product: centrin, EF-hand protein, 2
Exons: 6
Coding region: 220-744 (174 amino acids)
Biological process (GO): nucleotide-excision repair; mitotic cell cycle; centriole replication
Cellular component (GO): centrosome; centriole
Molecular function (GO): calcium ion binding
Source: RefSeq, a predicted model, not a curated record